This is a messenger RNA of Paramecium octaurelia, 1328 nucleotides long. The record is from the annotation of a GenBank genome assembly. Lineage: Eukaryota; Ciliophora; Oligohymenophorea; Peniculida; Parameciidae.
AUGUCAAAAGAAAUGUUCAUUAGAUAGUUAGAAUAUGAUUUCAAAGUAAUAGAGAAACAAUUAGAUGUAUUUAUUGAUUAUUAUACUGCUUUUAGUAAUCUUUUGAUAAAAUCAAUAAUUUGAUUGAUUAAGUAUUCAUUAUGGAUUCUCCAAUCUAUAAACUAAGCUGUCCAAAAUAAGAAUUAUAUUUACUAAAAGAUCCUUAAUUCAAUUUAAUUGACUAAACAAACUUUAAAUCAAACAUUGUUUAGGAAGUGAAACCAUUAAUCAUUUCAAAAAUCACAUAAUAAGUUAAUUUAAAACAGUAAUCAGAUUAACAAUUGUAAUAAUCAUCAUUACCAUAAUCAUAAUCAAUUCAAUGUCCAUCUUAAUUUAAGCCAUUUAAUUAUCAAAUCAUUAAAGAUAAUUCUAUUUAUUAAAAUGAAUGGUGCUGUGCAAUGGCUUAUAAUAAAGAUUGUUCAUGUGUAGCACUUAGUUGUGAUAAAUAAAUAAAAAUAUAUGAAUUCAAGUAAGCAAUCUUAAAAUAAAUUCACGUAUUAUAUCAACAUCAAAAAGAUGUGCUUACAUUAUCUUUCAUGAAAAAAUCCAAUUAGUUUAUAUCAGGAGAUUCAGGUGGAUCUAUUUUAAUUUGGUCAAUUAAUAAAAAAUGGUAUUGCUCUUAAACCAUUUAAGCACAUAUUGGUUCAAUUCGAUGCCUAAUUAUGAAUAAUAAUGAAGAUCUUUUUAUAACCAGUAGUUAUGAUAAUACUAUCAAAUUUUGGGUUAAACAAAAUGAUUGGAUCUGGUAACAAACUAUCACAGAUCAUAAACUUUAGGUUAAUUAAUUAAGUUUAAAUGAUAAAGAAAAUAAAGUUAUUUCUUGUGGAGAGGAUAAGUUAAUAUUAGUAAUUGAGUACUUUGAAUCAGAUAAAAAGUGGAUUGUGAUUUAAAAUAUUACAGUUGAAGAUUUAGGAUGUCGAAUAUGCUUUAUCAACAAUAAUUAAUUCACAUUUCAACCUAUAAUAGGCAAUUUGAUGCACGUCUACUAAAUGAAUAAUAUAAGUAAAUAGUUCGUUAAAACUAAAGAUAUUAAUGUAAAUGAAAGUGAUAGUGAUUUUGGUGAGUUAUUUCCAUAAUAAUUUCUGAAAUAAAAAUAAUUAUUAGUUAGUAAACAUGGUAAUAGCAUAAAUUUAAUCAGAAAAACAGAAGUUGACCAAUUUAUAGUUGAGUAAUCUAUUCAAUUUGAUUCAUAUUAUAUUUUUGGGUAGAUGAGUGAUGAUGGAGAGUAUUUGAUUACUUGGGAUUCUCAAUCAAAUUAAAUUUAAAUCAGGAAAUAUGCAGAAUAAUGA